Siniperca chuatsi (mandarin fish) is the source of this 2381-nucleotide messenger RNA. RefSeq lists its product as uncharacterized. Lineage: Eukaryota; Metazoa; Chordata; Actinopteri; Centrarchiformes; Sinipercidae. The transcript has 4 exons. Gene Ontology annotation, biological process: regulation of transcription by RNA polymerase II. Gene Ontology annotation, cellular component: transcription regulator complex; nucleus. The record is from RefSeq and is a predicted model, not a curated record. The coding region runs from base 1064 to 1930 and encodes 288 amino acids.
AAGAGGAAACAAUCCAAAUGGGUACGAACUUAAUACAAUACAGGAACUUAGGUUAAAGCUUUUGCUGAUUUGUCUGAAAGUGUGAAACUGUUACCUCCUCACAGUUUCUAAUGCAGAAAAUCCCAAAAAUGUGUGAAUUAAUCCAAUAUCAUUACAACCUCUAGUAUACUUGUAGUAGAGGAUCACAACUAAGUUACUAUAUAAAUGUGUAAAAAUGCACAAUUAUAAAGGGCAUUUUUAAACUACUUUCAGACAUAGACUGUAGACAAAACCAUUAAAUCGGGAGAAUAAUUGGCAGAUUAAUUGAUAAUGAAAAUAAUCAUGACUUGCAACCCUUAUUUAUACAUCUCCUCCUGGCUACUGAUGCAGAUAAUUAUACAAAUGCAAGAAAGUCACAAAGGUUCUGGAAGGGAGUGCAAUAAAUUCAAUCUAGUAGCUGGGUAACGGUCUCACUGUAGCAGCCCUAAAGAAACUGGUUAGUCAGAAGAUAACUGCCCUCUCUCUCCUAAAUCCUGUUUUCUUUUGUCUCGGGGCUUGUAAAAUUAAGCUUGCAGGCAUGAAACUGAAUACACAAACAUAUAUAACAAAGUUUAAAGGCAGAAGCCUACACACUGUAACAUUAAGAUUACAGGUACAUAACUGUAUUUCCAAGCAAAUCUCUUUCAUUUAUAUAAUAUGAGCGACAGUAGAAUCAUGCACUGAAACUGAAUUGACAGUAGACUUAUGUAUUUACGUCCACAUAUUUGUGUGGUCGAUAAGAGAGCUUUCUGAUUCGCUGCACACCGGAUGGCCCGCUUCAACAGGUGACAGCGGCGUGCACGCCUACCUCGACCACAUGGCCCAUGCCAACACAAACAGGUCGAGGGAGAUCGAUGGGACCGAGAAGUGAUGCAUGUAAUUCAGACUUGCGUAAAAUCAUAUCGUGCACGGAAAUGGAGCGGACCCUGUGCACGAGUGGAGGGUGAUCAAAGCUAACAAACCGCAUGCUGCGCACACGCAUCUCGUUUUCAGAUCGCCUGCCAAAACGCUCUGAAUAAUUAUAAGACAAACAUAUCGGUAAGAAAUGUCCGUCUGGAAAGAAGAAACCGAGGAUCAGCUGGUCAGCAUGGUCCAAGAGAGGCCGGCUCUGUACGACAUUACAGAGAAACUUUAUGCCAACCGAGUGAAGAAAACAGAACUGUGGCGGGAGAUAGAAAAUAAACUCGGGAUAUCAGAGAAGGAGCUCAAGAAGAGGUGGGAGUCUCUACGGACGCAGUACACUCGGUACAAGAAAUGUGCAGAUCCAGGGAGCCGUGGAGCGAUAACGACCGGGAGGCAGCAAUGGAUCCUGACCCGUCUGCAGUUUUUAGAGCCCCACAGAAAAAGGAAGGAGGCCGCUUCCAACCUUGAACUCAGGGAAACUUCAGCUGCUGGUUCUGAUUCAACCUCAGAUGGCAUCAGCUACAUCAAAACUGAGGUGCCAUCCAGCCCGCUCUGCAGUGAGACCCAAUGCAGCACCCCUACAUAUGAGGCCUGCAUGUCUGAACAAGAGAUAAAGCCAUGCACUCCCUUUGAGGAGUCCAGCAUCUCUGAAGCAGAGUACACACCCAGACUUCUCAGAGAGGAGCCUUGGCCAAGCACCUCCAGAGAAUCCAGGCCUCUGGCAAAACGCAGCAAGAAACAGCUGGAGGAGUCCACUAGUGAGGAGUCAACAAACUUAUUACGCGUCAUCAGUAAAACCCUGGAGACUUUGGCUACUAGGGAUGACCGCAAUGAUGACGUCUCAGCGUACUGCAAAAAUCUUGAAAGCAAAAUGAGGAAGUUGCCACAGCACAUACUCCCACAUUUCCAGCAUGAAGUGGACACUCUUCUCUACAGAUACCUAAUUCUUACUUCUUAUAAUCAUACAGGUCAAACAUCAGGGUCUCACUGUUCUCAGCAUCAAAUGUGAUGCAGAGGUCAGUGAAGUAUAUUAAGGUUACCACUGAUGCAUCAUUUUUUACUUUUUUCCUGUUACAUUUUUGGAUUAUAUGUGUUGAUUUAUUAACUGGGGAAAAAAAUGUACACAAACCUUGCUAAGACAUAAUGGUAGUAAAGCAAGUAUACAAUAAAAACAGUGGUGCGUUAAAACUUCCCUGUCUAUAGGCACAUACCCAGCAGGCUCUUCUUCUGGGUGGCUGGGCUCUUUGUUCUGGACGCUUCGCUUUGCUGUGGCAGGAGCUGGACUCGUCUGUGAGGCUUUAACACCAGGUGGCUGGGUUCACAAUACAGGGAAACAACACAUACUGCGUUUGAAGUUUGAAGACGUUUGUACUGAUUGUGGUUGUAAGCAGUUAGUAUAAUGACUCGACUGUGCUAAAGUGAAGAACAGUUUGAAUAAAGACCAAAUUUAUGUUAAUCUA